AGACCCUCCAUCUUUAUUUUUCUCAGCCGUGGAGGAGGAGGAGAACGGGCCUGUCUCGCGCGUCGUGAUCGCUUAGAAAGAAAGAGAGAAAGAAAGAAGAAGAAGAAGAAAAAAAAGCCCGUUAAAUCCGCUCCUACUAUAAAUAAAUGGUUUUGGAGCUGGCAGCGCCCGCAAGUGCAGGCCCGCUGCUGCAGCGCUCCAUCCCGCACAUCGAGCGUGUUUUCCGGGUCAGGGUGAGCUGCAGCGCCGCCGACACCCACCCACACACCCACCCACCCACACACACACACACACGCACACACACCGCGACCGGGACGCACACCGACACCGACACCGCGACCGCCACCGACACCGACACCGACCCCAGGAGCGAGCCGGAGCCCGGCGGCAGUGUGGUCGUGAUCAUCCGGAAUGGCACGGAGGAAGACUGCAGCAGGGCUAAAGACUACAUUGUGUCUCUGAUCUCUCCGGCACAGAGGCAUCAUGAGCGUUUGACCCUGUGGCUCCAGCGUCGUCUCCGCGAGCCCGAGAGCUCCGAGGCCCGAGAGCAUGCGCCCGAGCUGAUGGAGGACGAGGAAGGAGAGGAAGAAGGGAGUAGCUCGGAGAGCGAAGGAGAGAGACGGAGUGCAGGAAGAGGACACGGAGGAGGAGGAGGAGGAAAAGGAAGGAAAUCCGAGCUGAUGAUGGCGACUAAACCUCACCGCCAGCUGUGUCGCUCUCCGUGUCUGGACCGUCCGAGUUUCAGCCAGAGCAGCACGCUACAGGAACUGCGCGCUGAUGAUUCUCCGGCCACUCCCACUUCCUCAUCACUGGCACCGCCCACUCCCUCAGUGGGCCACGCCCCUUCAGAUCGGGACUACCAGAGCAAAAUGGAGUUUGCGCUGAAGCUAGGUUACUCCGGCGACCAAGUGGAGGCCGUGCUGAGCAAACUGGGACCGAGCGCGCUCACUAACGACGUCCUGGCCGAACUCGUGCGUCUCGGGAAUAAAGGAGAAAUCGAAGCACAAACGCAGACACAAACGUCCACCGGACUAAUGCCAGCCGGGUUAACGCUAACCCCUCGCGGCACUGGAGCGAAAGAGGCCGUGAGUCCGGAGGCGUCACUGGAGGAGGAAACAAACGACACGUACGAUAACCUCCGACCCAUCGUUAUAGACGGAUCCAACGUGGCCAUGAGCCAUGGAAACAAAGAGGUUUUCUCUUGCCUGGGCAUCCAGCUGGCUGUUGACUGGUUCCUGGAGCGAGGACACAAAGACAUCACAGUGUUUGUACCGGCGUGGAGGAAAGAGCAGUCCCGACCCGAUGCGCCUAUAACAGAUCAGGAAAUCCUGAGAAAGCUGGAGAAAGAGAAAAUCCUUGUCUUCACUCCUUCUCGUCGAGUCCAGGGACGACGUGUCGUCUGUUAUGACGAUCGGUUUAUUGUUAAAUUGGCGUGCGAUUCAGAUGGCAUCAUCGUGUCAAACGAUAACUAUCGAGAUCUGCAGAAUGAAAAGCCAGAGUGGAAAAAGUUCAUCGAGGAACGGCUUCUCAUGUACAGUUUUGUCAAUGAUAAGUUUAUGCCACCGGAUGACCCGCUAGGCCGACAUGGCCCAAGCCUGGAAAACUUUCUCCGCAAGCGACCUGUCGUCCCGGAGCACAAAAAGCAACCAUGUCCUUAUGGUAAGAAGUGCACAUAUGGUCACAAAUGCAAGUACUACCACCCGGAGAGAGCAGCGCAGCCUAUACGAUCUGUUGCAGACGAACUCCGAGCUUUCGCCAAGCUGUCUGCCGUCAAGACCAUGAGCGAAGGUGCUCUGGCAAAAUGCGGCAUUUCUGGUGCCACUGCAAAAGGGGACUGUUCUGAGGUGAAACGAGUGGCGCCGAAACGUCAGUCGGACCCGAGCAUUCGUUCAGUGGGCUGCGAGCAGGAGGAGCGACUCUGCCCGGCUCGGAAAGCCGAAGCUAGUUCGGUUCCAUCUUUAGUGACGGCUCUUAGCGUCCCGACCAUGCCACCGACAAAAAGUCACGCAGCCGGGGCAUUGAACACUCGUUCCGCUAGUAGCCCAGUACCAGGGUCACUUCAUUUCACACACAGCUCGCUAGAACACGCCGGAAGCAUCCAAUACCCUCCAAUUUUGGUCACCAACAGCCAGGGUGCAUCCGUGGCAUACAGUGAACCUUUUCCCAAAUACGAUUCCGUAGUUAGUGACCAUGGCUACUAUUCAAUGCUGAGCGAUUUCUCCACCAUGAGCUUAGGAAGCAUGCAAGACAGCUUCUGUAGCUUAGAACAGCCAGAUCCGGUCGGAGUCGGAGGAGGAUAUCCUGGUCGAGCUUCCAGCAUUUGUCCUGAAUCUGGACGCAGCCACUCUUCAGACUCAUUCUCCUCCUACGGUGGAGAGAUGUACUCCAUGGAAGGUAGCUUGGAUGACGGGAUGAAGGUUCCACCAUCUGCGCAAUCCCAAGUGCAAUCCCAAGCACAGUCCCGCUUGCAAGCAUUUGCUCAUGGGUUCCACCAUGAAGCUUUGACGAGAGUCCAAAGUUAUGGCACAGAUGAACCCAAACCAGGGCCACGCAAACAAUCCUCGGCCCACCUCGUGCCUCACGCGCAGCAUCCGGUGGUUGGAGCUCGAUCCAGUUGCCCAGGUGACUAUCCUCCACUUCCCCAGAACGUGUUGCCUUCGUCCGGCCCUACUCAGCCAGGCAGAUCCUUGGGAAUGACACGAAUGGACAGCAUUUCAGAUUCCCGUCUUUAUGAAAGUAACCCCCUCCGGCAGCGUCGGCCCCCUCUGUGUCGAGAGCAACAUGCCAGCUGGGAUCCUUUGCCGUGUGGGAGUGAGCCUUACGGGUACGGAGGUUACGGAUUGACGGGAGGACUCAUGCCUUGCUGUGAACGAGUGAUGGUUCGGAGUAUGCCAGAAAAGAUGGAACAGAUUUGGAGGUCACCGUGGGAUACGCCACCAGGACCUCACGGACCGGUGGAACCGCAAGAGCGACAUCCGAUCCCUGAACAUCAGUACCAGACUUACCGAAACCUCUGCAAUAUCUUCCCAGCAUACGUAGUCCACUCGGUAAUGGAAAAGAAUCCUCACAUGACGGAUCCUCAGCAGCUAGCAGCGGUUAUUGUAACGAAACUACGGUCCUGUCAUUGAGCAAGUGAAGGAGAAGCAGUACAACAUCUUACGCAUUUCCGUUUUUUUAAUUUCCUAACCGGAUCUACACAGCCAGUCACUUGAAAAAUAUAAUUCCUUAUCCCUCUAAUCUUCUUCUUUUUGUAAAAAAAAAAUCCUGGUGAUCUUUCCAUGUCCCAAAAUAACUCAUUUCUUUGCAUUAGCACCAUGAUACAAAUUAGCAAUGCUACAUCAUGUAGCAUGAUUGUGGGUUGAUCCAUGUUUGAUGACGGGCCUUGUACCAAGGUUAAAGAAAUCAUCCACUGGAGAAUGAAGGAAGUUUGUUGUUUGAUGAAGGUGUUUUAAGCAAUUGAAUACUUCAUAUUCAUGCCUUUUAGGUUUUCAUUUUUAGUAAAUGGCAAAAAAAAUGCACUUAUGAUACAAAGCGGAAAGCAAGACCCAAGUCUAGAUCAUAAAGACCAGCUGUUUUUUUUUUUUUUUUUGGUAAUUUAUAGUGCCGUAUUUUCCAGACAAUAUGUUAUAGUGAAAAAAAAAACGAUUAUACACACUGCUUUGUCGUGUUAAUAUAGCAGGGGCUUUUAUUUUGUUGGAUUAUACCGCCUUGCUGGAGUACCUAAACAUUACAGUUGUACAUUGUAUAAAACUGCUAGAGGGCAAAAAAGUGUCUCUGGAAAAUACGGUAAUGUUACUAAUUUCAGUCAUUUAUUUCAUAAGGAACAUGAAUUGUAGUACUUUUAUGUUAAACACAUUUAAUUUUAUCAUUAAAUUUAAUUUUCAGGAAAGAAAUCAUAAAAAAAAAAGACCUGUAAGGAAACACGGAUCAGAAACAAUUGUGAUAUGAGUACAAUUACGUAUUCACUUGCACCAGUGUAAAUAUUGUGACUGUACGAUUAUCUUAUGUUUUUUUUUUUUGCCUCGUGAAAAGGUGAAUACGUGAAAUUUCCGAAAGGAGCGUUAACUCUCGAGUACCUCAAAGCAUGAACUUUGACCUUUUUAAACUUUUAUGGCCUUACAUCGUGUGACCUCACCACAAGUGUGUUAACGUGAUAUAUAUAAAUAUAUAUAUUUUUCUGAUG
Molecule: messenger RNA, 4183 nt
Organism: Pangasianodon hypophthalmus (striped catfish)
Lineage: Eukaryota; Metazoa; Chordata; Actinopteri; Siluriformes; Pangasiidae
Gene: zc3h12b
Product: zinc finger CCCH-type containing 12B
Exons: 6
Coding region: 147-3128 (993 amino acids)
Cellular component (GO): cytoplasmic ribonucleoprotein granule; nucleus
Molecular function (GO): metal ion binding; RNA endonuclease activity; mRNA binding
Source: RefSeq, a predicted model, not a curated record